This is a messenger RNA of Impatiens glandulifera, 1747 nucleotides long. RefSeq names its product probable serine incorporator. The transcript has 14 exons. The record is from RefSeq and is a predicted model, not a curated record. Gene Ontology annotation, cellular component: membrane. NCBI's taxonomy places the organism in Eukaryota, Viridiplantae, Streptophyta, Magnoliopsida, Ericales, Balsaminaceae. Bases 401 to 1600 code for a protein of 399 amino acids.
GUAAUAUACUUGUGCAUUUAUUUUGCCGAUCAUCAAAAGCAAAGGUAGACGAAGAAGACGAAGCAGACGAAGGAAAUCACAUACAAUCAUCUCUCUCUCUCUUGUUUCUCGCACUAACUAUUCUUCCAUUUCCAUCAACAGUUUGUUUUUCGUAGAGAGAGAUCACCGACUUCUUUGCGGAGACGCAAAGUCUGCAUCAGAUCUAACUUCGCUUCAAGAGAUUUUCUAUCAGGUAUAAUUUGGUCAAAUCAGGACGAAUAGGGCGAGAAUUCGUUUCAGAAAGGUCAAUAAAACAAUUUAGUAAUGGACAAAGAUUCAACCAUACUCCAAUGAUCGUCAGAUUACGCAGUUGAUCCCAUACGUUUUCAGAUUAGGUAGUUAAUAUAAGUGGAAGUUGAAAAUGGAGGAAGGAACGUUAGACCAAAGAACCGAACGAUACUCCAAGAUCAUAAAGGGUUCUUGGUGCAGUCAAUUUAGAUAUGGCUCUAAUCCCUGGAUGGCCAGAUAUGUCUAUGGAUUUUUGUUUCUGAUUGCAUCUUUGAUGGCAUGGGGAAUUCGGGAUUAUGGCCAAAUUGGUCUGACAGUAUUUAAGAGACUGAAUGGUUGUGAAGGUGGAGUAAAUUGUAUGGGUACAGAAGGAGUACUGCGAGUGAGCCUAGGAUGCUUUUUAUUCUAUUCUGCAAUGUUCUUUUCUACGAUAGGAACAUCAAAGUUGUAUGAAGCAAAAGAAUCUUGGCAUUCAGGAUGGUGGUCUGUCAAGUUGCUCUUGAUGAUUGGAUUUACUGUUAUACCCUUUCUUGUUCCUUCAAAAGUCAUACAAAUCUAUGGGCAGAUCUCACACUUUGGUGCAGGGGUAUUUUUAGUAAUUCAGCUCAUCAGCAUCAUCAGUUUCAUUACAUGGCUCAACGAUUGUUGUCAAUCAGAGAAAUAUGCAGAAAGAUGCCAUAUCCAGGUGAUGUUAUUAGCAACUACUGCAUAUAUCAUAUGCAUAUUCGGGAUCAUAUUGAUGUACAUAUGGUAUGCACCAGAUUCAUCUUGCAUGCUUAACAUAUUCUUUAUUAGCUGGACAUUUGUACUACUACAACUAAUGACCAGUGUUUCUCUCCAUCAAAAAGUCAAUGCUGGCUUCUUGACUCCAGGGUUUAUGGGUCUUUAUGUUGUCUUCCUCUGUUGGUCUGCUAUAAGAAGCGAACCUCCAGAAGAAAAAUGCCUCAUAAAGUCAGCCGCUGUAAAAAGAAAAGAUUGGCUUACCAUCAUAAGUUUUGUUGUUGGGGUGCUUGCAAUGGUCAUAGCAACAUUUUCGACAGGCAUUGAUUCAAAAUGUUUUCAGUUUAGGAAGAAGGAUACCGAAUCAGAAGACGAUAAAGUGCCAUAUGGAUUUGGGUUCUUUCAUUUUGUUUUUGCUACAGGAGCCAUGUACUUUGCAAUGUUAUUGAUUGGUUGGAACGCUGAGCAUCCAAUGCAAAGAUGGACACUUGAUAUCGGCUGGACCAGUACUUGGGUCAGAAUAAUCAACGAGUGGUUAGCAGUCUGCCUCUACAUAUGGAUGCUUUUGGCCCCAUUUAUAUGGAAGAACAGACAACCUGAUGAUUUAGUAUAGGAGAAGUUGUACAAUCUCCAAAUUAUUUGUUUUGGGGCCAAUUUUAACCCAUUUUUUACUUUACUAUAUUUGUUUUACAUCAUAGGGGCCUCAUCAUUUCUUGUAAAUACUCUUUACUCGUCAAUUAAAGGAAUUGUUAGUGAUUUA